GAGGGGGAGAGAGAGGGAAUUGCACUGAGUGGAUAUAUUCGGUGUGGUUCUGGAUCCAGACAGCCAUUAAUUCCGGUGACAUUGCAUCGCAUAAGCCCCAACACUUGACAGAAAGCAUCAGCACCACUGGGCAUCAGCUGAGGCCCCCAGUGAUGGUGCCUUGGAGUCUCUUCAGAUCUUUGUGAGUGAGAAGGAGAGAAAGAAGGAGGAGAGAAGGAGAGAGAGAGGGAUAGAGAGAAGGAGAGAGGGGGAGAGAGAGAGAGAGAAGGCUCCCUUCUCUGCCCUCCUGAUGUCUUCCUCGGAUGAAGAGAGUGUGAGCGAGAGGUCGGGAAGCCUAUCUCCAUGUCCUGGGGACACUUUGCCCUGGAAUCUGUCCAAGCACCAGAGGUCCAAGAGGCAAAGGCAAGACUCGGUGUUGGAUCCGGCAGAGAGAGCGGUGGUCAGAGUGGCUGAUGAGCGGGACAGAGUGCAGAAAAAGACGUUCACAAAAUGGGUCAACAAACAUCUCAUAAAGAUGCGGAAACAUAUAAAUGAUCUUUAUGAAGAUCUCCGAGAUGGACAUAACCUGAUUUCGCUCUUAGAAGUCCUAUCUGGGGUAACUCUGCCUCGUGAGAAAGGCAGAAUGCGGUUCCACAGAUUACAGAAUGUACAGAUUGCACUUGACUUCUUAAAACAGCGGCAGGUGAAGCUAGUAAAUAUUAGAAAUGAUGACAUAACUGAUGGGAACCCAAAGCUGACACUUGGUUUGAUUUGGACCAUAAUCCUACAUUUCCAGAUUUCAGAGAUCUAUGUCAGUGGAGAGUCAGGGGACAUGUCUGCUAAAGAGAAACUGCUGCUUUGGACACAAAAAUUGACGGCGGGGUAUAUUGGGCUGAGAUGCUCCAAUUUCAGCUCCUGCUGGAAUGAUGGAAAAGUGUUUAAUGCUAUCAUCCAUAAGUACAGACCAGACCUCAUUGAUAUGGAGAAGGUUGCAGUUCAAAGCAAUUACGAGAACCUGGAACAAGCCUUUGCAGUGGCUGAACAACUUGGGGUCACGAGACUAUUGGAUCCUGAAGAUGUUGAUGUUCCAUCUCCCGAUGAGAAGUCUGUGAUUACUUACGUUUCCUCCAUAUAUGAUGCCUUCCCUAAGAUCCCAGAGGGUGGUGAAGGUAUCAGUGCAAAUGAAGUGGACAGCAAAUGGCAGGAAUACCAGAAUAAAGUAAUCUACCUCUUCCAGUGGAUCAGGCAACACAUCACAAUGAUGUCUGAUAAAACUUUUCCACACAAUCCUGUAGAACUUAAGGCACUUUAUAAUGAAUAUGUACAUUUCAAAGAGACUGAAAUUCCAGCAAAAGAAGCAGAAAAGUCACAAAUACAACAUUUAUAUAAAUUAUUUGAGGUUUGGAUGGAGUUUGGUCGAAUAAAGCUCCCCCAGGGAUACCAUCCCAAUGAUGUUGAGGAAGAAUGGGGUAAACUUAUCGUUGAAAUGUUGGAGCGGGAAAAAGCUCUCCGACCUGCAGUAGAAAGGCUGGAACUACUACUGCAGAUUGCCAACAAAAUUCAAAAUGGGGCUUUAAACUGUGAGGAGAAGUUGACGUUGGCCAGGAAUACACUGCAGGCUGACGCAGCUCAUUUAGAUUCUGACCAGCAGGUCCAAUAUGAAGCAGACGUAGCCAUGUAUUUGCAGGAGUGUGAGGGCUUAAUCCGACAACUGCAGAUCGAUGUGAAGAUUCUCCGAGAUGAGAAGUAUUAUCAGGUGGAACAGAUUAUUAUGAGAGUAAUUAAACUUCAGGAUGAACUUGUGGCUUUACGACUUGAAUGCACCAACCUGUACAGAAAAGGGCACUUCAUUUCCUCCACGGAGCAGACGGGUCUACGACCAUUGAACCUUACUGUCAAUGACUUAACUACUGAUGUAGGUUCAGGCACUUUACACACAACGUCCCUCACGUGGUUUAAAAAACCCAUGACAAGAUCCGAACUGGUUGCUAUCUCUUCAACACAAGACGAAGGAAACUUGAGAUUUGUCUAUGAGCUUUUAGCUUGGGUGGAGGAAGUACAGGUCAGGCUUGAACGAGCUGAGUGGGGUAGUGACUUACCCAGUGUGGAAGCACAGCUCGAUAUCCAUAAGAUGAUCCACACUGCAGUGGAAGAACUGGAGUCUGGUCUCAAAGAAGCUAAACAUUAUGAAAGCCAAGUUUCUCCCAACUUCAAGACCAGCUAUUCAGACACACUAAAUAAACUGGGGAUACAAUACAUCAAACUGCUGGAAACAUCCAGACUACGUAUGCAACAUCUGACUAGUUUGCACAGUUUUGUGUCGAAAGCAACGACUGAGCUUAUUUGGUUGAAUGAAAAGGAGGAGGAAGAAUUGGCUUAUGACUGGAGUGACAGGAAUACAAACAUUUCAGCAAAGAAAGAAUAUUUUGUUGAACUGAUGAAAGAACUGGAACAGAAACAGAAGGUUAUCAAAUCCCAUCAGGAAACUGGAGAGCAGCUUUCACUGGAGAAUCAUCCUGCCAGGCAAACCGUGGAGGCAUAUAGUGCGGCACUCCAGACACAGUGGCAUUGGAUUAAGCAGCUUUGCUGUUGUGUAGAGCAGCAUUUGAAAGAGAACACUUCCUAUUUCCAGUUUUUAAGUGAUGUUAAAGAAGCAGAUCUGUAUUUACGAAACCUGCAGGAGACGAUCAAGAGGAAAUACAAGUGCGAUCGCACCAGUGGGUUGUCCAAACUGGAAGACCUGCUUCAAGAUUCCAUGGAUGAAAAGGAACAGCUGAUCCAGUAUAAGAGUUCUAUAGCAAGUCUCGUUGGAAGAGCAAAGACGAUCGUUCAGUUGAUUCCAAGAAACCCUGACAAUGCUCUCAAAACAACUAUCCCGAUCAAAGCCAUCUGUGACUAUCGGCAAAUUGAGAUCACAGUCUGCAAGAAUGACGAGUGUGUUCUUGAGGAUAAUUCACAUCGAACCAAGUGGAAGGUUAUUAGCCCAACAGGGAAUGAGGCAAUGGUUCCAUCUGUCUGCUUCAUAAUCCCUGCACCCAACCAGGAAGCCAUCGAUAUGGGCGCCAGAGUGGAACAAAUGUAUCAGAAUGUGAUGGCCUUAUGGCAUCAGUUGCAUGUUAACAUGAAGAGUGUGGUAUCCUGGAACUAUCUGGUGAAAGACAUCGAAAUUGUUUGCUCUUGGAAUAAAGAAAACUUUAAAGCCCUGAAAGCCAGUGAGCAGCAGCAGGUGAUGAAAAAGUUGCACAUGCACUACGCAGAUUUCCUCGUGGACAGCCAGGAAUCUCAAGUCUUCUCCAUCGCCGACAGACUCCGGUUAGAGGAGGAGGUUGAUAACUGUAAAGAACGUUGUGAGCAGCUGCUGGUCGCAACUGAAGCAGAGGCAAAGGAUGAGACCCUGAGUAAGACGUACAUUUCCGAUCUGCAAAAUGUCACCUUGCGCCUGGAGAAGUGUGAGGAUCGGUUAAUACGGAGGCUUCAGGCCCCACUGGAAGGGGAUCCAGUGCAAGAUAGUGCCUUAAGGAUCGCUGAACAGGAGGAAACGCAAAAGGAGCUUGAUGAGCUGAAGUCUAACCUGAAUGAGCUGACAAAGAAAUGCGAGGGUUUUUUCUACCAGUCUCCCUCUGCAGCCAGCGUCCCGAUGUUGCGUUCUGAGAUGGACGUGGUGAUAGAGAAGAUGAGUCAAGUGUCCGCACUGUCCUCCAGCUACACGGAGAAGUUGAAGACCGUGGAUGUGGUGUUGAAAAACAGUCAAUCAGCUGAGACGCUGGUUAAAAUGUACGAAAUGAAACUGAGUGAGGAAGAUCUCAUACCGGCUGAUCAGAAGGCUAUUGAAGCACACAGAAACAUACUGCAGCAAUGGUGUGAAGAGGUGGAAGGAAACCGAGGGGUGUUUUCAUCUUUGGAGAAGGACAUUCAGCAAGCGAACGCUGCUUGUGAACAUCUCGGCCACCUACACCACGAUCGCAGCCUAGAUUUGGAGCGAUAUCGAGAAAAGGUUGAGCAGUUAAAAGAUCGAUGGCGACACGUCUGUUCACAGAUUGAUACCAGACAAUCUGAAUUAGAGAGCAUUCAGGAGGUGCUCGAGGAUUACAGAGGCUGUCAUCAGUCUCUAAUUCAGUGGAUUGAGGAAACCACUUUGCAACAAGAGAAGAUGGAGCCAGGCAAGGCAGAGGACAGGAAAAUCCUCUCGGAGCAACUCAGCCAAGAAACGGCGCUGGUUGCUGAGAUCGAAAAGAAUCAAGCCAAAUUAGAUGAAUGCCAAGACCUGUCUAAACAGUAUUCUUCCUCUGUAAAGGAUUAUGAGCUGCAAUUGAUGACCUAUCGAGCUUGUGUUGAGUCCCAUCAAAAAUCAGCCAUCAAACGUUGGAGAAUUCACUCAUCAUCCGAUGUCAUAACCCAAGAGUUCAUGGACCUGCGAACACGCUACACAGCUCUAGUGACUCUGACAACCCAACACGUAAAAUACAUCAGUGAUGCUUUGAGACGCCUGGAGGAGGAAGAGAAAGUCAUCGAGGAGGAGAAACACGAGCGCGUUGGAAAAAUGAAGGAGCUUCUUGGCUGGGUAUUAAACACAGGUCAGGUCCUGCAAAAGCAAAACCUUCCAACAGAAGGAGCAGACUUGGGAGCCAUUGAACGAUCCUUCUCUGAGCAGCAGGUUCUAACUGAAGAACUCAAUGCAAAGCAGGAUCAAGUGGCUGAGACAAUCAAAACCACACAGAUCUUUCUUGCCAAGCAUGGGAACAGAAUGUCAGAAGAAGAACGGGAGCAAGUGACGUCACAGUUGAACGACUUAAAAGAAACGUACAAUCAACUUUGUGAUCAGUCUGCAGAACAGGUCCAGCAGAUACAGAACCAACUCACUCAGGAAGUGCAACGCAAGGACAAUGAAACUAUUGCAGGUGUGAUUGACCUGGGAACAGUAGAAAUCUUCCCAAUAUUUCAUGCCAUGCAGAGGGGCCUCAUAGACCAGGACACUGGACUGGCUCUGUUACAGAUUCAAGUAACCGUCUGUGGCCUCACAAUCCCCGAAACAAACGAGCGUCUGUCAGUGGAAGAAGCUUUUCAAAAGGGUGCGAUAGAUGACCGAACGUAUCGUCCCUUGCAAGAACUGGAAACCGCCUUAAAGGUGAUCGAGAGAACAAGCUUUGCGAACACACAACUUCUUCCUACUGCAGCCGCUAUUGACGAGAAGGUAAUCGAAGAAAAUGUGGGAUUGAAGAUUUUGGAAGCACAGCUUAGCAGUGGAGGUCUCAGUAUUCCAUCAACUGGCGAGGCUAUCAGUUUAGAGAAAGCUUUCCAACAGGGCCUGAUCAAUGCUCCUCUACAUUCCAAGCUGUUGGCCAGAACAAAAAUGCAGAAAGAUCUGAUUGAUCCGAACACAGCUGAGAAACUCACUCUCUCGGAACUGAUGCAACGCUGCAUUGUCGAUAAAGAAACCGGAUUGACGUUAUUUCCAAUAAAACAGCUUGCCGGUGGGAUGGUGGGCCUGACAUCUGGUAAGAAAGUCAGCAUCUUCCGUGCCAUCCAAGAAGGCCUUAUCGACCAACAAGUCAUGGUCAGACUUUUAGAAGCUCAGCUGUUUGCUGGAGGCAUUGUGGAUCCCAGAACAGGGCACCGAUUAACAGUGGACGAAGCAGUGAGACACAAUCUAAUAGACCAUGACAUCGCUUGUGCCAUAUUAAUUCGGCAGAUCCAGAUGGGUGGUGUUAUCGAUCCUGUCUCAGGUCAACGGUUGGCUCUGGACGAAGCUGUGCAACGCGACUUGAUGACAUCGAGAAGUGCACUGGUGGUUCUCGAGUCUCUCUGGUCCUUUCAGGGGCUCCUGUGGCCUGAGUCUGGCGAGGUCCUUCCUAUGGUGAAUGCGUUGCAACAAGGGAUUGUCUCCACAGAGCUGGCACACAGAAUUCUGAAGAAGAGAGCCACAGUAGCAGCAUUGUACAUCCCAGAGACCCUCGAGGUGAUUUCCUGGGGAAAAUCGGUUCAAGAAGGUAUUUUGGACAAGAAUGUCGCUGACUUGUUGACGUCCAUUCAGAUACCGGAUGCAAUACCAAAUCUGCAAGAGCCAGGGACUUCAAGCAUGAACAGACUGAGCUGGAAUUCAGCUUGUGGGCGGCUAACAUAUUCAAGUUUGCAGUUUGUCAAUACAAACAGCAGUACUGAGACCUCUGAUAGUGGGGCAAUGGAGGAAAGGCUACUGUCUCAUUUAAUGACACAUAGUUAUAUGAAUGUGCACAAUGGCAACAGAACACUUCUGGUCGACGCUGAGCUGAAUGACAUGACUAAAGGGCUCAUCGAAGCCAGAGAAAAUGCUGCAGUCAUGAGCAGAGAAGAUCUGAUCCGUGCGUGCAAUGGAAAAGCGUACAAGACUCUAAUGGAGAUCAAUAAAUCAGAUACACCUGCUGGAAUAGAGGAGAAAAUAUACCAUUCGAGCAAAUCUACACUGAGGGAUAAUUUCGGAUCAAAUACGAGUGAUAUUAAGAAAACUGGAACUGUUCAUGAACUACUGACAGAUACAUGCACUGAGGAAUCUGUAAGCAGUAAAAAGAAAAUAGACCCCCAGGCACUGAAGGUACUCUUUAUGAAAAUAAAGAUUUAUCAGUUGAUGAAAUGGAAACUUGUGAAGAAGCUUUCUCAAUCAGUAACUCGUAAGGGAAAAAGGAGGGUUGAACAUGACAAUGGUGGAGAGGAAAAAAUAAAGACAUCGUUGGAUAAAUCAGAGUCUUUCACCGGAAUAAAGGUUGACAAAGCAAGUCUGACUGAGAAAUUUGCAGCCAUUUCACAAAAUGUAGCUAUAACUGAUAUGGAGGCUCAAAUUUCACUUUCAACAGCAAAUCCCCAGACGAAUGGUUCACCAUCUCAGGGUAAACACCUUGACAGAAAAGAAGCAGGACUCACACCUGUAAACGUACCUACUAAAGGAUCAUUGCAACAGUCAGACUCACAAAAGACGUCAACUAACGUAGUAAAGUUGGAAGAUGUUAAAGUACUAGAGGUUCAUGAGUUACUGCAGCAAGGUCAUCUUAAUGUGACAGAAAAUGUCCCAGCCAACAUUCCUGAUGUUAAAAAUUGUCAUGUGUUAGAUGUUAAUAUGGUUGAACCGAUAUUAGUUGAUGUAAAAGAUGGGAUUAAACAAGAAAACUCAAAUUGGACUUUGAAAGGUAAAGGUGAAAGAUUGCCUUGUGUGGAACAAACUACUGAGGGAACUGUAACUGAGGUCUCCUCAACAGACCAAAUACUUGUGUUGAGCUCAGUUCUAAACGAUGAUUAUUUGGAUGAGGAAUCGGCUUUAGAUAUUCUUACUGCCCAGCUUCAAACUGGUGGAAUCACGGAUGAACGGACUGGAGAAAAACUAACAUUGAACAAUGCCAUGACGAAGGGAAUCCUGCAAAGUCACACUGCGCUCAAGUUAAUGGAAAAGCUAGGAAUCUUAAGUGGGUUCUUCGACCCGCAGACGUGCGAAACCCUGACUGUAUCGGAAGCAGUCGAUGAAGGUCUCAUGGACGAAGAGCUCAUUCAGAAGGUCUUCAACUCGGAGAAAGUUAUUUGUGGCGUGAUUGACCAAGGCCAAUCCUCUGUGCUCUCGGUUAAAGAUGCCGUGGAAAUUGGCCUUCUGGACCACGAAACCGCAGCGAGGAUCCUGGAAGGGCAAGUUGUUUCCGGUGGAAUCAUCGAUCUGAAACGAGGCAAGCGGUUGUCAGUGACUUUAGCGUCGAAAAUGGGUUUAGUAGAAGAUAGGCAUCUGGAUAAUCUGACCAAACUGGAGAAGGCCACAAAAGGAAAGGAGUCGGAUGAAAGCACAAAAUUGAAGAUGAUGAUGUUGCAGAUGGAGAUGAAUGGCAUCGUUGAUCCACAGACCAAGGAACUUCUAACUGUUGUGGAGGCACGAGAGAGGGGGGUGUUGGACAAAGAGACUAUUCUUAAAGCCCUGAAGAAGCAGGUUGUGGAUGGUGGAAUUAUUGAUCACUCAUCAGGGAUGAGACUUUCUGUGACUGAUGCUGGUGAAUAUGGCCUGAUUGAUCAGGAUAUAGCUACUGAAUUAAUUGAGGUAGAAAGAGCAUGUCAGCAUAAGUAUUUACAUCCAAAGAUGAUGCAACCAGUUACACUAUCUGAAGCAGCAUCACUCGGCCUUGUAAACUCAGCUUUUGCUGCGGAAAUACAAGCACUCCAAGCUCUUAGUGGAACGUUUACAGAACCAACAACUGGCAAAAAGCUCACGUUAACUCAAGCUUCAAAACAAGGAAUGUUAGAGAAAUCUGUACUGGAAAAGGCAAUGUCAUCUCCCGAGUUGAAUCAAGGGAUUGUGGAUCCCGAGCGGUGCGCAAUAAUACCUUACUCCGAGCUAAUAAAGAAGGGGAAAAUAGACCUGGAUUCUGGUCAGAGGUACAUGGAGACCACAUAUUUCACAGGAAUAAAGGAUGAAUUAACAGGUGAAACCUUGUCAGUUGCGGAGGCAGUCAAGGCAGCAAAGGUAGACCCAGUACCUGCUCUUCGAUUGCUGCAAGCCCAAGCUGAUUCAGGUGGUAUUCUGGAUAACACUAUUGGUGACAGAGUGACGCUAGCACAAGCCGAAGAAUGUCAGCUGUUAGAAGACAACAUGAUCAAGAUUAUAGUUACUAAUCAGAUCUUGGGUGGCGGGGUGAUCAACACAGUUACUGGUGAGAGAGUGGCGAUUUCAGACGCAGCUCAAAGUGGUUUGAUAAGUUCAAAGAUGGCUGAAGAAAUUCAGUCCAGUUUAGGUUUCACCCCUUCUGAGCAGAUAAGUGCCACAGAGCCGCCAUAUCUGUGUAUACAAAGCGAGACACCAAAUGGAGCAUCAAAAGAAGAUAGAAUAUUUUUACUCACUGGAGACGUCAGUGAAUGUGUUUCUGGGUUUCUGCAACCAGAGCUUUCUCACGAAGUGGAAGAAAUCAUCAAGCCUUACACUCAGAAAAUGCCUUUCCAAGAAAAUGUGCCAGGUACUCAGAUCCAAAUAUUACCCUCAGGAAACCAGAAGCAGUUGAAUAAGGAAACUGGGAAUGCUAGUGAUGAGAAUGAGAAUCAUCUAUUCACUGUAAACGCAAAAGCAAGAAAACAAAAUGACGUAAUGAAUGAAAACCAAAUGCCCUUAUCCCCUGAACUAUUGGAAAUACAAUUGGGUUUGAUAAACUAUUCAACACCUCAGCAUAUUCCUGAUGAUCUCAAAUAUGUAUUACCCAGCCAGAACGAUGUUGAGGUUGGUUAUAAUAGUUCACAAGCUCCAACGCAAGAAACCGUGUGUACCCAGCUAAAGACGAGCCAUAAAGAUGCAAACAAAAUGGAUGCGGAGCAUACGGAGUUUGCUGAUGGAUCAGAGAGACAUUUAAGCAUUAUCUAUGAAUCGCAGGAGUUUAUUGAUUCUGAAAUAAGUGCUCUGUAUGAAUGUGCUGAAGUAGAAGAUUAUCCUGCAAGUGGAAUGCAGGGAAUGUUAUUCAAGGACGUAGAGGGUAGGGCUGACAGUGAAUUAUAUUUGUCAAUGGAUCAAGUGGAAGAAUCCAAAUCAGAAGAGAAAGGUAGACCUAUAUUAGAAGAGGUAAAAGGACAACCUGAGGAGAUUCAGGAAAUGGUGAAACAAGAAAUAGGCAUUGAAGUUGCAUCAAUAGAAAAAAUGCCUGUUAGCCAGGACAACAAGGAACCGCCUGCCAGAAAAGCAAAGGAGAAAGUUACAGAGAACGUUGAUGAAAGUCUAGCUGGGGUCAAGGGACCAUUUGUUGACAUUUUAACAAACGUUGGGGAAGACAUAGAGUUGAAUGAUGAGACAAAGGAACUGGGAGGUAUUGACAAAAUGGCUGGAGAAGCGACUGCUAUUAAAAAUAAAGUUUCAGGUGUUAGAACAGCAGAAAUUCCUGCUAAACCUGCAAAGGAGGGAGUUCUGACACCUCUUGUCAGUCAAAAUACGAUGGAAGACACGAGCGGCCAUGUCUGUCUGGAAUCCAAAGAAAUAUUCCACACAGAGAUACAUGAGGAAGAAUUGGUAACUGCUCUGGGACCUCAGAAACACAUUAAAUCUGCAGAAAAACUGCAAACUAGUUUGAAUGAGCAAAUUCCAUUUGAAUUAAAAGACACUGACAAAAGUGGCUUGUUGGGAGAAACUAUAACUGCUGAAAAAGUCCCGACCCAAAGUGAACAAGAGAAGCGUGCAGAGGAGACAACAACCCACAACCUGAAUGAUGAACGUGCAGAAGGAAAACUUAAAGCUGCUGGAAAAGAUGAGGAUGGACGAGAAGACAUGACUGUUAAGGAGAAGCAGCCCGAGUACAAUAAACAGCAAUGUCUGGAGCAUGAUGAGAAUCUCGUCACUUACCUGUCUCUCGUACUGGAUGUUGAGGUCAGACUGAAGCAGCAUCUGCCAGUGAGCACCAGCCUACCUGUGCUUAAAGAUCAACUCAUCUUGGCUGAGUCUUAUGAAGUUGAACUGAAGGAACUCUCAAACCCAAUAAAUCAUGAGCUGGAAGCAGUUGUUCAAGUGCUAGAAGGCUCGACACAAAAUGUACCUCAACAGUUAUUAAAAGCACUUGAGAAAGACUCGAAAAACCUACAGAAGUCAUUUACCUCUGUCUGUGAGGUGUCUAGGGCCUGGAAUGCAGCCCUGACAAAUGCUUUGGAUACUGAAAAAUCUAAAGUCAAUACCGAGUGCGAGCAACUACAAAAGACACUGGAAAGGCUUGUGGAUUGGGUCACUCAAACCGCACAAUCUGUGCAUCAAAUGGAAUCCGAGACAUCAAAGGAAGGAAUCAUCCUCAAAAGAUAUCAGCAACAAUAUGAGGAACUGAAGGAACCAUUAUCACUCACUAAAUCAGACAUGGAUGCUGCAGCUUUUGAUGUUCAGUACUUUAUUUCUGAACACGCACAAGAUCUUACCCCUCAACAGAGCAGACAGCUGCUCAGGAUGUUAAACGAGCUUCAGAAGUCAUUCCGAGAGAUUUCAGAAACAAUUCUGCUUCAAACAGAAGCAUUAGAUGUCCACCUUCGGGAUAAAGAGUCUGUGGAAUCUAAGAAGGCCCUCCAGGAACAGCAAGAGAAAUGUGGGCAAAAGCUGGAGCGUGAAAUUCUUUGGCUGACUGAGAGUUUAAAUACACUGUCCUCUUGUGAGCAAAAGGUCAACAUGAUGGGCAGUGUUAAUGACAUGACUGCACUUCUGCAGCUAACCAGUGAUAUUCAGGCAGUGAAAGGAGAAAUCCAGUCGCGUGCUGGGGCUGUAGAAGAACUGAUCGCGGCCCAAGAGCAGUUUUUGGAAGCGAACCGGGACAAGCUGGACCCUAAAGAGGCAGCGGAACUAGAGAGCAAACUGCUGUCGGCGAAGGGUCAACACCAGCUCCUGUGUAAACGUGCUGAGAACCUGCAGAAGCACAUGGACACGUCCCUCACAGCCGCUACCCAACAGCAAACCGAGAAGGCAAAGGCAGUUGAGAAAUUUGAAGAAACCCAGAGUAAAAUAGAGAGCCUUUCAACGUGGCUAUCAGGUCUGGGACAAGAGACAGUGCUAUGUUCUGAACUGCAGGAGUCGCUGAACGGAAAGCAGUGCUUUGUUGUGGAGACAGACGCUUUGGGAAAUGGGUUAAAUCAGGUUCAAGACCAUGCUGAUGGGAUGACCACGAUGGCUGACACGGCAGGCAGCUUGAGCCGCUACUGUCAGGCACUGAAGGCCCGACAUGAAGAAUUGUUAUCCCAGCAGCAAGCUUUCAUAUUAGCAACACAGUCCGCUCAGUCCUUCCUGGACAAACACGGCCAUAACCUUUCACACGAGGAGAAAGAGAGAUUGCAGAGAAAUCUUAAUGAAUUGAAGGCACGCUAUGAGACAUCACUUGCACAGUCAGAAGCACAGCUGAAGCAGAUCCAGAGCCUACAGGAUGAAUUCCAGAAAUUCCUAAAAGAUCAUGGUGAAUUUGAGGCUUGGUUGGUUCAAUCUGAGCAGGAUCUUGAAGAGAUGAAGAUUGGACAAAUGGACACAAAUUCAUUGCAGAGAACGCUCCAGAGACAAAAAAGUUUCUCUGACGAUGUUAUUUCUCACAAAGGGGAUCUGAGAUACAUCACAAUCUCGGGACAAAAAGUGCUGGACACCGCAAGAUCCUUUACUGAAACAAGUACAAACGAGGAUUUUAAGUCUGCAGUUGAUCCCUCCAUCACCAGCACACUAGUGAAGUGCAAAUUGAACGAUGCCAAAAAUCGCUAUAACACACUUCAUUCCAAGUGCAACAAACUUGGCACUCACUUAACCAAUAUGUUGGAAAAAUACCAACACUUCCAAGAGGUUGCUAACGGGCUAACUUCCUGGCUCCAACGCUCUGAGACAACUGCGGGAAAGCUCGUGUCAGAAACCAUCUCAUCUGACUCUCAGAGCCUUCAGAAGCAACUUGAGAAUAUCAAGGUGCUUCAAGGAGAUUUAACUGAGCAUCAAGACAGUGUGACAAAGCUCCAGAAAGCAGCAGAAGUCCUUUUGUCCUUAGAUGACGACCUUGUCCCAAAUCAGGAUCAAAUUCAGAAAAUAACAGAAUCCGUCAGUCAAAGGUAUGAUGCCCUUUCCAAGAUCGUGUCAGAGCGCAAUGAGAAGGUGCAGAUAUCGGUUGCUCAGUCCCAGAGUGUUCAACAAGGCCUUGAUAACUUGUUGGAGUGGUUGGAAAACGUUGAAAGAAGCUCGAAAACAAAGGAUAGCAUUUCAGCGUCGUCCACUGCCAUCCAGGACGCUCUCACCCAAAACUCCAAAUUAAAGCAGGAUAUCGCUGGUCAUCAAAGCAGCAUUAAUACGAUACAGAAAAUGGUCAGUGGUUUUAUCAAAACGGCAGAUAAGGCAACUGCAAGCUCACUUCAAAAGAAGCUGGACGAAUUGAACAGCCGAUUGGGAACUGUAUGCAGCAACCAGCAGCAGAACGAGGGGAAGCUUGCAAACCUGCUGCCCAAAGUGGAGCAAUAUGAGAAACUGCUGGAGGAGGUUGGACAGUUCGUUGGAAGCAAAUCUCAGAGUCUAGCAGCAGGGGGAGAUCCCAGUAAAGACAUCGCUCAUUUUACACAGGAAAUACAGGACGUGAGCAGAGAAAUGGUGAAGCAGAGCGGAGCUCUACAGACCUUAGAACAACUGGCAGAGGAACUAACAGCUUCCUCCCUUCUGACACACAAGGAGCAGCUUACGGAGGCCGUCCGAGAUCUGGCUGGAGGAUACAAAAAACUGGAGGAAAGCGUCAAAGAAAGAGAGGUAGAGGCAUUGUCCUGCCAGCAGCGUUUGAGUGAGUUCCGAUCUCUCGUCGUGCUGAUGAAGAAAUGGCUAAAAGAAGCCGAGUCUAAAGUACCAGCGUUUGAGUCGACCCUUAAUUCAGACACGCUCGAGAAACAGAUCCAGCAAAUCAAGAACUUGUUGGAAGAUUGGUCAUCGAAAUCUUCACAAGUACAGGAUAUAAGUCACCAAGGAACGGAACUGGAGAACCUCAUCAUGGAAAUAACAUCACCCAAUUCUGCAUUGAUAUCCAGUAAAUCAGGUUCUGUGAUGGUGAAUGGUGGUGUGACUGCAGCUGGUAAGAAUGAGUACCACGGGAACAAAGAACUUUCAGAGAUACAGUGCAGCGUUUCUGAUGUGAACAGUGGGUACGAGAGUCUCGGGAAUGUACUGAGAGAACGCAGAGACCACCUUGGGUCUACACUUGACCAGAUGCAGCAGGUUCAGGAAGAAACCAACUCAAUUAUGAAGUGGCUAGAAGUAAAAGAACAGACCCUCUCCACUUUGAACUCAUCGCCGGCUAAACCUCAGUCUGUGAAGGCACAGGCAGAACAAAACAAGGCCUUACUUGAUGAGCUCGAUCAGCACUGCUCCAAAGUUGAGAAGCUGAAGCAAGCAUUGACAAAUCUAAUCAAGAAAAAUCCUGAUUCUCCAGAAGCUGAGAAAUGCAGAAAGAUGCUUCAAGAAAUGGAAUCAAAGUGGAAUCGAACCAGACAAACAAUAGCCGAGAAGCAACAGAAACUUGAGGAAUCAGCCAACCUGUUGACAAGUUUCCAGAGCACGGAAUCACAGCUGAGUCCGUGGCUGACAGAAAAGGAAUUAAUGAUGAGUGUACUUGGCCCUCUGUCGAUUGACCCUAACAUGUUACAUGCGCAGAAACAACAAGUGCAGUUCAUGUUGAAAGAGUUUGAAACUCGCAAGCCACAGUACGAACAACUAAACCAAGCAGCGCACGGAAUAUUGAAUGGACCCGAGGACGUCUCUCCCUUGGACGACCAAGUGAGAGACCAGCAGAGAGCCAUCACUGAGAAGUGGGAUAAACUGACCAGCCAGCUCGGUGGCCGGUCCCAUCAGAUCGAUCAAGCCAUCGUCAAAAGUGUACAAUAUCAAAAUGUGCUACAGAUCCUCACAGACAAAGUCAAGAGUCUUCAGGAUAAACUGAACAGCCAGCCUCUGAUCAGCACCCAGCCGGAUAUCGUCAAACAGCAACUUGAAGACACCAGUGAAAUCCGUUCCGAUUUGGAACAACAGAAAGAACAGAUCGAAGAAGCACAAAGCCUUUGCAGUGACCUGUCGUGUCUUAUUGGUGAACAGUAUCUGAAGGAUGAGCUCCGUAAACGACUUGACAAUGUCCUACUGCCUUUCAAAAGCCUUGAAGAGAGCGCAGGUGACCGCAUGAACCAACUUCAGACCACGCUGGCCAGCUCCCAGCAAUUCCAGCAAACGUUUGACGAACUCAAAUCGUGGCUGGACGGGAAAGGCAGCGAGCAGGCUCAGAAGCCACCCGUGUCUGCCAAGCUUGAUAUUUUACAGUCUCAAAUCAGGGAGCAAGAGGAGUUUCAGAAAAAUCUGAACCAACACACCGGUUCCUAUGAGAUGAUCAUCGCGGAGGGGGAGUCUCUGUUUCUGAAUGCCCAGCCGGGAGAGGAGAAGUCAACCCUGCAGAGUCAACUGGUGUCGCUCAAGGCCCAGUGGGACGAACUGAAUAAUCAGGCCACGGGCAGGCAUUCCAAGCUCAAAGAUUGUCUUCAGAAAGCACAGAAGUACCGGAAACACAUAGGGGACUUGCUACCAUGGAUAGAAGAAUGCGAGGCUAAAAUCAAAGAACUGGAGAUCAGCAUCGAUCCCGUCGAACUGAAUUCCUCGUUAGCCAAAGCGAAGCAUCUUAACCACGAUGUGGAUAAGCGUCACUCGCUGCUGGAGAUGGUCAACCAAGCCGCGGACAGCCUGGUAGAUUCCUGCCAGGUCGACGAGGAAGGUAUUAGGGAUGAGAAGGCAGAUAUUAAUCAGAGGAUGGACCUUAUCACAGAGCAGCUUCAAGCUAAGAACGAGUCAAUAGAAGAGAUGGCCCAAAGGUUAAAGGAGUUUCAGGAUUCCUUGCUAAAUAUUCAGAAGAAGCUCGAUGGUGCCAAGCAGCAGCUUGAGGUCUAUGAUGCUCUCGGGACACAGGCCCACAGCAAUAAGAACUUGGAGAAACUAAGAGUUCAACAGGAAACCCUUCAGACCUUGGAGCCGCAAGUAGACUAUCUGAGAGAUUUGACCCGAGGGCUCGUAGAAGACACACCCGCCGGCGCAGAUUCAUCGCAGCUUUUGCAGCAAGCCGAAGCCGUUCAGCAGGAAUACGCCACCGUUAAACAGCGGGUGGGUGAAAGCUGUCAGUCGAUGGAAAACAGGCUACAAGGAAUUGGACAAUUCCAGAGCCACAUCAGAGAGAUGUACUCCCAGCUUGCAGACCUGGACGAUGAACUUGAUAGCAUGAGUCCCAUUGGGAGGGACCUGGACAGUCUUCAGUCACAGUUUGAUGAUGUGAAGCAAUUCAUGAGCAAACUGAAAGAGCUAAAGGGAGAUAUUGAGUCUUCUCAGAAGGAAUGCACGCACAUGCUCGAGGAGGAGGGCAGUCCGGAUCUACAAGGGCUGAAACGAGAGCUGGGAACUCUGAACAAGCAAUGUGGGAAACUGCUGGAACGAGGAAAGAACAGGCAAGAGCAUGUGGAGACAACCAUGGAUCGUGUCGAUGAUUUUUACGGAAGACUGAAAGACCUGGGCAGUCUCCUAACCAAAGCAGAGGAGGGGGAAGAAUUGCAAGGUGUGGUGGGCACUGAGGUGGAUGUUAUCAAUCAGCAACUGGCAGACUUUAAGACGUUUCAAAAGAUUCAGGUGGAUCCCAUCCAGUCCAAACUGCAGCAGGCAAAUGGCAUGGGACAGGGUCUCAUUCAAAGUGCUACAAAGAACGCUAACACGCAAGGACUUGAACAUGAUCUGGACGAGACGAACAUCAGGUGGAACACACUCAACAAAAAGGUGGCAGAACGUACAUCCCAGUUACAGGAAGCCUUGUUACAUCGUGGGAAAUUCCAGGAUGCUCUGGAGCCUUUGCUGAGCUGGCUUACUGACACAGAAGACCUGAUUGCCAAUCAGAAACCUCCCUCGGCAGAAUAUAAAGUAGUGAAGGCACAAAUUCAGGAACAGAAGCUCCUGCAGAGGCUGUUGGAUGAUCGCAGAGCCACCGUGCAGAUCAUCAAGGCAGAAGGAGAAAGGAUUGCAGAGUCGGCAGAAGUAGCGGAAAAAGAAAAAAUCCAGAAUCAGCUGCAAAGACUGGGGAAGAGAUGGGACGCUUUGCUCAGCAAGCUGCAGCCAGUUUGGUUUCUCUGUUGACGCAGGCAAAAUCAGUUGGAGGACAUCUUGGUCAUUGCAAAACAGUUCCACGAGACAGUUGAGCCCCUGAACGAGUGGUUGACGAGCAGGGACAAGAAGUUAGCCAACUCCGAACCCGUGGGGACACAAACUGCUAAGAUUCAACAGCAAAUAACACGCCAUAAGGCCUUAGAGGAUGACAUCACAAACCACAAGGAAAAUGUCCAGCGAGCAGUCAAAGUCGGACAGGUUCUCUUGCCAUUGAGCUCAAAGCCAGACCAGGAGAUGGUCGAGGACAAGCUGGAGUCUGUCCAGGCUCAGUAUAGGGAGAUAAGGGACAGGUGUAGCCGUAAGGCAGCCCUGCUCCAACAAGCUCUCGCCAACGCCAAGAUCUUUGGAGAGGAGGAGGUGGAAGUGUUGAAUUGGCUGGCUGACAUUCAGGACAAACUCAGUUUGGUGACCAUCAAAGAUUACAUGUGUGACAUCCUGCAUAAGCAGCACAAAGAGCAGCUGGCUCUGAAUGAUGACAUUAUAUCCAGGAAGAAAAAUGUAGAUCAAGCCAUUAAAAAUGGACAAGCCCUUCUGAAACAAACUACAGGCGAGGAGGUCAUAAUAAUUCAGGAGAAAUUGGACGGCAUUAAGACCCGCUACGCAGAGAUCACUUCAGCCAGUUCCCGAGUCCUGAAGACACUGGAGCAGGUCCUCCAGCUUGCCACCAAGUUCCAAUCCUUUAACGAAGAGCUGUGCACCUGGCUAGAUUCAGUGGAGGGUGAGCUCGCAGCAAAUUCUCCACAGUCGCCAGUUGGAGAGCAAAUUCCCCAAGUUCAUCAGAGACAAAAGGAGCUGAAGAAGGAAGUGAUGGAGUACAGACUGAUCCUGGACACGGUUAAUGAAGUGAGCAAUGCUUUGCUGGAGCUGGUGCCGUGGAGGGCACGCGAGGGCCUCGAUCGACAGGUGGCAGACGCUAACGAGAGAUACAAAACCGUCAGCGACACCGUAACGCGCAGGGUCGAAGCAAUCGAUGCAGCAAUUCAGAGAUCACAACAGUACGAGCAGGCCACUGACUCCGAGCUAACCUGGGUCGCAGAAACCAAGCGAAAGCUGACAGCCUUGGGCCCAAUUAGGCUGGAGCAAGAUCAGACCACAGCUCAGCUACAGGUGCAGAAGGCUUUUUCGAUAGACAUCAUACGGCACAAGGAUUCCAUUGACGAGUUGAUAAAUACUCAGGAGGAGAUUCUGAGCACUUGUGGAGACGAACAGAAAACCAUGUUACAGGACAAGAUGGAAUCGCUGCUCCAGCAAUAUGAGGCGGUCAGUCAGAUGAAUACAGAGAGAUAUUCCCAGCUGGAACGUGCUCAGGUCCUGAUCAAUCAAUUCUGGGAGACGUAUGAGGAGUUGUGCCCAUGGAUUGAUGAGACGAGAGCUCUGAUGUCCCAGCUCCCACCACCAGCAGUCGACCAUGAGAUUCUGAAACAACAACAGGAGGAGAUGAGGCAACUACGUGAAUCGAUCUCUGAACACAAGCCGCACAUUGAUAAACUGAUGAAGAUUGGCCCGCAGCUAAAGGCAUUGAACCCCGACGAGGGUAAAAUGGUCGAAGAGAAUUACACCACCUCGGAAGCACUUUACGCUCAAAUAAAACAGGAUGCAAGACAGAGAGCUUUGAUGUUGGACGAAGCCAUUUCCCGGUCUGCUCAGAACGCUGAGUUCCACGAUAAGAUCGAUCCAAUGCUGGAAUCCCUGGAGCACAUCUCUGAUCGCUUGCGAUCACCUCCGUCAAUACCUGCUGAGGUUGAUAAAAUCAGAGAGCACAUCAACGAGAAUAAAAACAUCGGAAUGGAACUCGAGAAACUCCAACCGUCUUUUGAUGCUCUUAAAUGUUGCGGUGAGGAACUGAUUGGCCGCUCGACCGGAGCUGAUAAGGAUCCUGCAGCUAAAGCCAUUCAAGACAAGCUGAAUCAAAUGGUAUUUUUCUGGGACGACAUCAAAGCUCACGCCGAAGAGAGGGAUAUUAAACUUCUAGAUGUAUUAGAUCUGGCCGAAAAGUUCUGGUAUGAUAUGGCUGCCCUCUUGACCACCAUCAAGGACACGCAGGAUAUUGUAAGAGACCUUGAGAAUCCUGGCAUUGACCCGUCCAUCAUUAAACAACAGCAAGAGGCUGCAGAGACCAUUAAAGAGGAGACGGACGGACUUCACGAGGAGCUAGAAUUUGUUCGGAUCUUGGGAGCCGACCUCAUCUUUGCCUGCGGAGAGCUCGAGAAACCAGAAGUUAAGAAGAGUAUAGAUGAGCUGAAUUCCAGUUGGGACAAUUUGAAUAAAACGUGGAAGGAGAGAUUGGGCAAACUGGAGGAGGCCAUGCAAGCAGGAGUCCAAUACCAGGAUGCCUUACAGGCAAUGUUUGACUGGCUGGAUAACACAGUCAUCAAACUUAGCGAAAUGUCACCAAUUGGCACAGACCUGAACACUGUGAAACAGCAAAUAAAUGAAAUGAAGCAAUUUAAGAUGGAGGUUUACCAGCAGCAGAUAGAGAUGGAAAAGCUGAACCACCAGGGGGAACUACUACUGAAGAAAGCCUCAGAUGACACAGACAGAGAUGUCGUUCGAGAGCCACUGACUGAGCUCAAGCACCUCUGGGAUGACUUGGGAGAGAAGAUAGUUCACCGACAGCACAAGCUGGAGGGUGCCCUGCUGGCUCUCGGUCAGUUUCAGCAUGCACUGGCCGAACUCAUGUCCUGGCUGAACUACACUGAGGACCUCCUGGAUGGACAGAGACCAAUUAGUGGGGAUCCAAAGGCCAUAGAAAUCGAACUUGCCAAACAUCACGUCCUCAAAAAUGAUGUUCUCGCCCAUACAUCGACCGUGGAAACCGUAAAUAAAGCUGGGAAUGAGCUCCUGGAAUCGAGUGAGGGGGAAGACGCUAAUAAUCUGAAGAGUCGACUAGAUAAACUGAACCAGAGCUGGCAGUCAGUGCUUCACAAAACUGAAGGCAGAGAGCAGCAGCUGGAGGCAGCCCUGCAGCAGGCUGAAGGAUUUCACAGUGAAAUUGAGGAGUUUCUGCAGUGGCUGAGCCGCAUUGAAAAUCAGUUAGCUGCUUCCAAAUCCACCGGCGGUUUGCCCGAAACUGCUCGGGAGCAGCUCAAUGCACACCUGGAUCUUUACAGCGAGUUCUGUGCUAACGAGGAAACCUAUAGAAAGCUGCACGAAAAAGGGCAACUGUUGCUGUACAGCCGAGACGACACGGCAGGAUCGAACGCAGAACAGUGUGUGACACUGCUGGCACAGAAAUGGCAAGCCAUCGGCGUGAAGAUGGUGGAGAGGAAGACCAAGCUGGAGGAGGCCCUCAACUUGGCAACGGAAUUCCAAAAUUCCCUGCAGGAUUUCAUCAACUGGCUCACCCAGGCUGAGCAGGGACUGAAUGUUGCUGCUCCUCCUAGUCUCAUACUCGAUACAGUGCUUUUCCAGAUUGAUGAACACAAGAUUUUUGCCAACGAAGUGAAUUUACAUCGUGACCAGAUAAUAGACCUGGAUAAAACUGGAAACCAACUGAAAUUCCUGAGCCAGAAACAGGAUGUGGUUCUGAUAAAGAACCUCCUGUUCAGUGUCCAGUCUCGCUGGGAGAAAGUGGUGCAGCGCUCAGUGGAGAGAGGCAGAGGCCUCGACGAUGCCCGGAAGCGUGCCAAGCAGUUUUACGAGGCCUGGAAAAAGCUAAUUGACUGGCUGGAGGAGGCUGAGAACAACUUGGAUUCUGAUCUGGAGAUUUCCAACGACCCAGAUAAAAUCAAACUACAACUCGUCAAGCACAAGGAGUUCCAAAAGACGCUCGGGGGGAAGCAGCCAGUGUACGACACCACAAUCCGAAUGGGUCGCUCCAUGAAAGACAAAGCCUCGCUACAAGAUGACCGCCAGAAGCUGGAUAAUCUGCUGGGUGAAGUGCGAGAUAAAUGGGACACAGUGUGUGGCAAGUCGGUGGAGAGGCAGCACAAGCUGGAGGAAGCCCUUCUAUUUUCAGGGCAAUUUACUGAUGCUCUUCAGGCUCUGGUUGAUUGGUUGUACAAAGUGGAGCCACAGCUAGCAGAGGACCAGCCCGUCCACGGAGACCUUGAUCUGGUGAUGAACCUAUUGGACGCUCACAAGGUUUUCCAGAAAGAGCUAGGCAAGCGCACCAGCAGCGUGCAGGUGCUGAAAAGAUCUGCUCGUGAAUUGAUCGAGAACAGUCGAGACGACACGACUUGGGUGAAGGUUCAGCUGCAAGAACUGAGCACACGGUGGGACACAGUCUGCAAACUCUCCGUCUCCAAACAAACACGGCUUGAGCAAGCGCUCAAACAGGCGGAGGAAUUUCGGAACGCUGUCCAUGCCCUUCUGGAGUGGCUGUCAGAGGCAGAGCAGACGCUCAGAUUCCGAGGGGUUCUCCCAGAUGAUGUGGAGGCACUGCAGUCCCUGAUAGACUUGCACAAGGACUUCAUGAAGAAGGUGGAGGAGAAGCGUGUGGAUGUGAAUCAAGCAGCUGAAAUGGGAGAGGCGAUUCUGGCCGUGUGUCACCCAGAUUGUGUCACCACAGUCAAACACUGGAUCACAAUCAUCCGAGCUCGAUUUGAAGAAGUGUUAACUUGGGCAAAACAGCACCACCAGCGGUUAGCAACUGCAUUGUCAGAGUUGGUCACCAAUGCUGAACUAUUGGACGAAUUAUUGACCUGGCUUCAGUGGGCUGAAACUACACUAAUUCAGAGAGAUCAGGACCCCAUGGCAAAGGACAUCGAACAAGUCAAAACACUUAUUGCAGAACACCAGUCUUUCAUGGAAGAAAUGACUCGGAAACAGCCAGAUGUGGAUAAAGUAACAAAAACGUACAAGAGGAAAGCUGUAGAACCAUCCCACAUGCGCGGAAGGAAGCCUCUGCACCAGUUGGCAAAUCCACCUUCGCCUGUUACUGUCCCGUCCCAGACUGAAGCCAAGAAUCCGCGGAUUAAUCUGCUCUCUGGAAGGUGGCAGCAGGUCUGGCUUUUGGCACUGGAGAGACAGCGCAAACUCCACGACUGCCUCGAUCGUCUUGAGGAACUGAAAGAGUUUGCCAACUUUGACUUUGACGUGUGGCGGAAGAAGUACAUGCGAUGGAUGAACCAUAAGAAGUCUCGGGUGAUGGAUUUCUUCCGACGCAUCGAUAAGGAUCAAGACGGAAAGAUCACACGACAGGAGUUUAUUGAUGGAAUCCUUCCUCAAGUAAAGUUUCCCACCAGCAAAUUAGAAAUGACUGCUGUGGCUGAUAUCUUUGACCGAGACGGAGAUGGGUACAUUGAUUAUUACGAGUUUGUGGCCGCACUUCAUCCUAAUAAGGAUGCCUAUCGUCCUGUUACAGACGCUGACAAGAUUGAGGACGAGGUGACGAGACAAGUGGCCCAGUGCAAAUGCGCAAAGCGGUUUCAGGUGGAACAGAUUGGAGAAAAUAAAUAUAGAUUUGGGGACUCUCAGCAGUUACGACUGGUGCGUAUUCUGCGUAGCACAGUGAUGGUCCGUGUGGGCGGAGGCUGGAUGGCAUUGGAUGAGUUCCUGGUGAAAAAUGACCCGUGCAGAGCGCGGGGCCGAACGAACUUAGAACUGCGGGAGAAGUUCAUCUUACCAGAGGGAGCCUCCCAGGGCAUGGCCGCCUUCAGAACCAGGGGACGUAGGUCCAAGCCUUCCUCCAGGGCCGCCUCUCCCACUCGGUCGAGCUCCAGUGCCAGCCACAGCAACCACAGCUGCACUUCGAUGCCAACGUCACCUGCCACUCCAGCCAGCGGCAGCAGGGUAACUCCUGUGCAGGGCAGUAAACUCCGGAGACCGAGCUACCACUCCAGUAAAGUGUCUCUGACCGGUGACAACGGCAACACAACACCUGUCACCUCCAAACCCAGCCGAACUGAUCCCAAGAGAACCCCAAGCCGGCCGAAUAGCCGAGCCGGGAGCCGGGCCGGGAGCCGGGCAAGCAGCCGCAGGGGCAGUGACGCUUCGGACUUUGACCUGUUAGAGACGCAGUCGAUGUGCUCGGACAUCUCGGAGUCCAGCACGCCCGGGUCCCACGCUGCUUCACGAAGAGGAUCCACGAAACCUUCCAAAAUCCCAACCCCCUCCAAGAAAACCACAGCGACGAAAAACACAAGCACUCGACGAUAAUACGAGACACAGUUGGGAAAAGAUAAUCACUUCGCGCGCGCACACACACACAUUCUCUUUGGAAGCCACCAGAUGUAUGAUAUUCUACAAAAAAAAAGUACUGUUGUUAACCAUUGUAAAAGAUAAUUGUGGUCUAAUGCUGCCUUAUCAUUGUAUCUUAUCUGUUUUUGUUUUUGUAAGUUAAAAGAUCUUCAUGUGAAUAUUUAUGUAGAUAAAAACACCCACGUUCUGAUCCUGCGACUUGUGUGGCUUAACAGGGAUUUGAAAAUGCUUUUAAAGAGAGAGAAAUUUAAAAGCGUUUGUGUUCCAAUGAAGACUUAAACUACUGCUUUUUUUUAAAAUAAAAAAAAACUUGCAUUUAAGAUAAGACCCUUUUAAACAAAAAAAAAAGACUUGUGUCGGCGAGUCGGCAAGAUGCUGCAGUGUUUGUUUAGAAAUCACGAUACCUCACAAAGAAUUUAAAAU
Molecule: messenger RNA, 23170 nt
Organism: Callorhinchus milii (elephant shark)
Lineage: Eukaryota; Metazoa; Chordata; Chondrichthyes; Chimaeriformes; Callorhinchidae
Product: microtubule actin crosslinking factor 1
Biological process (GO): wound healing; intermediate filament bundle assembly
Cellular component (GO): cell junction; cytoskeleton; cytoplasm
Molecular function (GO): keratin filament binding; microtubule binding; structural molecule activity
Source: RefSeq, a predicted model, not a curated record